GAGCUUUAUUACGUCGUGUAGAGAAAGGAGUUUUGAAAGUAGAAGACUUUCUUCUUCAUCUUCUCUCUCUCUCUCUCUCUCUCUCUCUCUCUCUCUCUCAUAUCUCUUUGAAAACCAAACAUCAAGCUAAAGAAAAGCACAAAUCACAUUCAAAUCCCAAAACACCUUUCAAACAAGAUCACACACAACAAUUCACAGGGAAAUCCCACCAUACCCACAAUCACAUUUGAUGCAUUCUGAUUUGUAACAAUAUCCCAUAAAAGGGUAUUUACGGAAUUACAGGAAGAUCUUGAAAUCAUGGUUCUUGGUUUGAGGUCUAAGCACCGGAAAGACGGUUCUGUUCAACUAAAUUAUGUUGUUCAUGUACAAGAAAUUAAGCCAUGGUUGCCAUCAAGUCAAUCUCUAGCACUCCUAUGGGAAAACGGUGAUCAGAAUUCCGGUUGUCUUAACCCUAAUGUUAUAGACUCCACAGUCGAAUUCAACAAAUCUUUCGUACUUCCGUUAACGUUACGUAGAGAAAAACGGGAUCGCGAUAAGUUUCAAAAAAACUAUCUGGAGUUUCAUUUAUAUGAGCCGCGAAAAGAUAAGCCGAAUAAAGAUCAGCUGUUAGGGUCUGCAGUGGUUAAUCUCGGUGACUAUGGGAUCGUAGACAAUGUAUUGAAUCUUAGUGUACCGAUCAGCUGGAAAAAGAGUUCGAAAUCUGCUGUACAGCCGGUUUUAUAUCUUAAUAUACAGUCGAAUGACAAAGACGAGACUAAUUCAUCGAUGAGUAGCCUAUCGAAGCAAUCUUCGUUGGAGAAAUACGGUCAAGAAUCUGCAUCGGAAGUAACGAAUGAAGAGAAUGACAAUGAACUCGGGAUAGCUUCUUUUACAGAUGAUGAGGAUGAUGAAGAUGAUUAUAAACAGUCAUCAUAUCCAAGUCAUAAGGAUUCUGUGGAGACCACAAAACAAGAUAGGAAUGUACAACAGCCAGCUAUUCCACAAGUAACAGAAUCUUCAUAUAAAAAUUCUACAAAACCACCUGAAAGAAGCAUGACAUCGGUUCGAAAAGACCAUACUACCCCUGCCCCUUUCCUCCAGUCGUCUUUCUCUACCAUGGGCUCACACAAUAAGACCAUAGGGACAAAGCCUCAAAUGAGGACAUUGGAGCCCGAAAACAAGAUCCAUGGGCUUCAAGAGGAUAUAAAAGGCAACCCGCAGUCCGUUGUAACUACUUCCGUUAGUAAAUCUCCGAUAAAUGUCGAAUCUUUACAUGAUGAAAUUGCAAACUCCGGAAGUGAGCAGGAGGAAAGAACGCAAGAAGAAAAAAAACAAAUAUCAGAAGACAAUCUCGUCGGUAAAUUUUUAGCUUCGAGAAAACAAGAUAAAUUACGAAGCAACACUCUUGUGUCUAACCGAAAACCGCCCGGAGGACAGGUGUCCGGUAAUAAACUUAAGCAUUUAAAGUCUGUUCAGUUACCAAAGGCCGGUGGGCUUUCAGGAAACGGGGUUCCUACUGCUAGCCCAAACAGAGCAGAUAAAGAUAAAGUUAUUCAAACUAAUAACGACUCGUUUGGAACUGGUGUUAUAAAAAGUGAAUCUUUAAACGGUAAAAGUGAUGAGAGUUCUAGAAUAAAGAUGCUUGAAGAAGAACUUAGGGAAACUGCAGCGCUAGAGGCUGGACUUUAUUCAAUCGUGGCGGAACACGGGAGUUCGACAAACAAAGUUCAUGCACCCGCUAGACGUCUUUCUCGAUUUUAUCUACAUGCUUGCAAAGAAAAUGAUCAAGAAAGACGAGUAAACGCGGCUAAAGCUAUUAGUUCUGGGCUUGUUUUGGUUUCCAAAUCAUGCGGAAAUGAUGUACCAAGGUUAACUUUCUGGCUAUCAAAUUUGGUUAUGUUGAGGGCGAUUAUCGUACAAACUAUCGGAGAACCGUCCACUGGAAAACACAAAUACGGUUCAAAGAAAGCUCCCAGUGACUGGAGGGACCCACAAACGUUCUUAAUUGCAUUAGAAAAGGUUGAAGCUUGGAUGUUCUCAAGAAUCAUCGAGUCCGUGUGGUGGCAGACUCUUACUCCACACAUGCAAUCAACCGCUACAAAUGCUAGUGGUUUAAAUUCAAAGAAACCGUCUGGAAGUAAAAAUGGUUUGGGAAAUCAACAAGGGAACUUUUCUAUUGAACUUUGGAAAAAAGCUUUUAGAGACGCGUGUGAACGACUAUGUCCUACGCGUGCGGGAGGCCAUGAAUGCGGUUGUUUACCUGUGCUUCCAAGAUUGGUUAUGGAGCAGCUGGUGGAUAGACUAGACGUUGCAAUGUUUAAUGCUAUUCUUCGUGAAUCCGCUGAAGAAAUGCCAACGGAUCCGUUAUCAGAUCCAAUUGGUGAUCUUAGGGUUCUUCCUAUUCCGGCUGGAAAAUCAAGCUUUGGAGCUGGAGCUCAGUUAAAAAAUACCAUUGGGACAUGGUCAAGAUGGCUUACGGAUCUGUUCGGUAUUGAGGAUAAUGACAUUCACGAAGAUGCCGAUGAUGUCAUCGACAACAAGAAAGAACAUGAAACGUUCAAGGCUUUUAGAUUACUCCAUGCUUUAAGUGACCUCAUGAUGCUUCCUUUUGAAAUGCUUGCAGAUAAGUCCACCAGAAAGGAGUUUUGCCCAACGUUUUCUACUUCAUUGAUCAGGAGGGUCGUUUACAGUUUCGUGCCAGAUGAGUUUUCUCCAAACCCGAUUCCCAACUCGCUUAUCGAAACCCUUGAUGCCGAGGAUGAUGAAACAGAAGCUUCCGAAGAGUCUCUUAUAAACUUUCCAUGCAUUGCGCCACCAUCAACAUACAAACCUCCAUCGGCACAUUCACUUUCAUCCGUAAUCUCCAUUGGUGGGUCCCAAUCACUAACAAGAAGUUCGUCAUCGGUUCUCAAGAAAUCCUACACUAGUGAUGAUGAACUUGACGAGCUAGACUCGCCUUUGACCUCAAUCCUCACAGACAGUUCGCGGGUUUCCUCAAGUUCGAAUGGAUUUCAAUCGGUCCCCAAGGGUGGAAGGAGCGUUAUGCGAUAUCAACUCCUUCGAGAAGUAUGGAAAGAUAGUGAAUAGGCCCGGGUUUGCCCGUUUUCUGGGUUUUUUUUUUGUUUGAACGGCUUUAUUUAAUGUAGUUAUUGAUGUUAUUUUCAUCUUGUUUUGGUUCCUAGAGCAACAUAUAUGUUUCAAUUAGAAUGAGUUUUCUUGUGAAAUAAAAUGUUUACUCGCUAGUAAUUUUAAAAGAUUU
Messenger RNA from Helianthus annuus (common sunflower), 3238 nucleotides. RefSeq lists its product as uncharacterized. Gene Ontology annotation, cellular component: nuclear pore. The record is from RefSeq and is a predicted model, not a curated record. The coding region runs from base 298 to 3066 and encodes 922 amino acids. The transcript has 9 exons. Lineage: Eukaryota; Viridiplantae; Streptophyta; Magnoliopsida; Asterales; Asteraceae.